Lampris incognitus (smalleye Pacific opah) is the source of this 3847-nucleotide messenger RNA. Its product is annotated as transmembrane protein 68-like. NCBI's taxonomy places the organism in Eukaryota, Metazoa, Chordata, Actinopteri, Lampriformes, Lampridae. The record is from RefSeq and is a predicted model, not a curated record. Gene Ontology annotation, cellular component: membrane. Bases 171 to 1172 code for a protein of 333 amino acids. Gene Ontology annotation, molecular function: acyltransferase activity. The transcript is spliced from 9 exons.
CUAGUCUUUGGUCGAUGGAAGCCAUCGCUUACGAAAGAGGUGUGCCUGACAGCAGAUGCCAUCCCUCAGCAACUUGGAUCCAUCCCUCCAUCAAAGGGUGACUCGCUGACUGACUCUUUUAGCCAGCUUGCUGACUGACUGACUGGUUUGCUGACUGGCUUAAAGCGGGAAUGUCAGACAGGGAGAACCAGUCCUGUCUAUCGGCAGCAGAAGAUUCACUUUCCUUCCUGGUGUGUGUAUUCCAUGCAUUGAAGAAAUGGCUGGGCCUGGGUCAGGUGGAAGACUACUUAAGUGUUUUGGAGUACCUGGUGUGGGUCUUUACUCCUCUGGCGAUUGUCUUCAUCGUGCCCUUUCUCAUUGUGAUCCUCCUCUACCUCUCCAUACUCUUCCUUCACCUGUACAAGAGGAAAAAUCAGCUGAGGGAGGCCUACUGCAACAAUCUUUGGGAUGGAGCAAGGAAGACUCUGGCAACUCUCUGGGAUGGACAUGGAGCCAUAUGGCAUGGCUAUGAAAUCCAUGGUAUGGAGAAGAUCCCUGACAAAGGAGCAGCAUUGAUAGUGUACUACCAUGGCGCUAUCCCCAUUGACUACUACUAUUUCCUGGCAAAUGUUAUCAUCCAGAAGGGACGCACCUGCCACUCUGUAGCCGACCAUUUUCUCUUCAAGAUCCCAGGUUUUAAACUGCUGCUAGAGGUGUUUAGUGUAAUCCAUGGGCCCCAGGAAGAGUGUGUACGGGCCCUGAAGAGUGGCCAUCUGUUGGGCAUCUCACCAGGAGGGGUCCGGGAAGCCCUGUUCAGUGAUGAGACCUAUCCUCUACUUUGGGGCAAACGAAAAGGCUUUGCACAGGUGGCCAUCGACUCACAAGUGCCAAUAAUUCCAAUGUUUACUCAGAAUGUCCGCGAGGGCUUCCGGUCACUGGGAACACUCAAGUUCUUUCGUUGGGUGUAUGAGAAGUUUCGCCUGCCCGUAGCUCCAGUUUAUGGUGGCUUCCCAGUAAAAUUCCGUACCUACUUGGGUGACCCCAUCCUUUACGAUGCUAAUAUGGAUGCUGCUGAGCUAGCAGAGAAAGUGCAGCAGGCAGUUCAGUCCCUCAUCGACCAACACCAGAAGAUUCCUGGAAGUAUCCUGCGAGCCCUGCUAGAGCGCUUAUACACUAGACACAAAGAUGAGUAACCCUUCUCUGAGGCAGAUCUCCCUCUGUAGAUCCAGGUCGACAUAACCUAUAUUGUUUACUUUGCUAAAAGAGGAAUUCCGUCCAAAUGCAGAAUAACCAAGUCUGGGCUAAAGAGCAAUGGUAGCCCAAGUCAUAGGACAAGUUGUAAUAAUGUCAUGUUACAACACACCCUGAUAUCCCAGUAAUGAGAUGUUGAAGGGAAAAUCACAUACUAGAAGAAAAAUGACCACUGCCGUGGAGCCAACAUGGCUGCCAGUGAACACAUCAGCAGGCAGACUGUCUCCAUAAGGCUCUGGGAAUACUGGCCUCGGACACUUCUCUGGUUCACAGCCUUACAAACUUAAAUAGGAAGUCAAGCACAAUAAAUGAUGUAAGGACGUGCCAGCUGACAUCCUGGACCUCAGUGCUAAAAUACUAUUGGAGGAAGCAGCAGUCAUUAUUUAUUUAUCUUAGUGUAGUGGGACAAGGUUCUGGGAAAUGGUUGUGGCAUCUUUGGUCACAGGAUUACUUGGAUGAGAUUAUUUAUAGCGUGUGUUGACGAUAUAUGGCUAAUAUAUGAUUUAUGUACAAAACAUCUAAAUGUAUAUAACGUUUUGAAUCCUUGUGAUUAAUGUUCUGAAUUUUCUAAUUUUCUGUGAUUUGUGCAGUAUUUAAACAAAGGGGAAAUGAAAUAUCAGCCUUUGGAGCCAGAGAUAUCCAUUUGGUACAUGUUUUUGCUACAGUUCCCUUAUAUUUGAGGAAAAUAAACCUACGUGGUUAAGAUGAGAAACUCACACCAAGAAGAAUGAAAUGUCCACAAAGGACUUCUCUGAUUUUGCAUUAAAUUUAUUUUUAACUUCUUAAAUAUGGACUUUCCCUCAUUUUUGUCACUCUUGGUGAGUCUGUUUCUUCAGUGUUUUUGGAAAAAUAUCUUCCAGUCUUUAACUAAGCAAUAAAAUAACUACAGAGUGCAGCCAGUUACUGCUUAUAAGGUCAGCAACCACAGGUCCAGAGUAACAUCUGUAUCUAGGUUCCAGGUGUGUGAAUGCAUUUUCUCGUUCUCAAACCCGAUACUUACAUUUACCUUAAGACCACAGUUGAAGGGACUCAUGAUUUUAGACAAUCCAAUUCAAUAUGUUUUAACGUCAAGACUUGUCCCUCAACAUGUGAACUACCAGAGAAUCUUCUCAACUGUGACUAAGCAGAUUUUGUAAAGUCAGCUUCUCUGUUUAUACAGACACUCCAGGGCUAUUCUGAUGUCUCCAGGACUUUUGGCUUUUGUUUUCUGGGAGACGUGUUCAUGAGCUUGCAUUGCUCAAUUGCUUCAUUGUUUUAAAGUGUGUCCAACUAAAUUCAGGUAUAAAAGCUAUGUUUCCUGCUCUGCCAACACAAGUGGAAGAUUACGAGCUACACUGGCAGCAUGUCACCAUCAUGCAUCAUUAAAAGUCAUUCUGGAAGGGCACUGAAGUGCUGCAGACCAAGCUUGGGGGAUACCCUCUAUUCCCUGUACAAUGGUCCCUUUGACCACUCCAAGACCAUAACAUGACGAAGGAAUUUGGAUAUGUUGUAUAAACACCCAUCAUCCCAACCACACCAGAAUUAACAGCAAAUGUAGUUGUACGAAGACGUUGCUUUAUAAUGUACAAUAAAGGGAAAUGGGGAUGGUAGGGAUGAGAGAGAUGACGUGCUCACCAACUGUGAGCAAUAUUAAAACCCAAAGUCUUGAGCGAAAUGGAGUACGCACUUUAGCCCAUUCAGUCUCAGGUGCCUUGCCUUUAUGCAUCUUCUUAGAGUAUAUUGAUCAGUUUAGUAAAGUUAGUUAGUUGUGUUAUAUUGAGAGGAAUUCUAGUACACCAUGAGAUAUAACCUGGUGGGGGUCAGGAAACUGCUUUGGCUGUAAAUGACGAGUAAAGAUGGACUCUAACAAGGUAACCAAAUGCAGUAUACUCUCAUGUUAAUAUUUUUGCAUCUCUUCAUUCUAGAUAUUGUUUUAUGUGACUACUGUUUACUUAGUGCAAAAUCUGUUUCUCACUAACUGUGACUUUUGAGGUGAUUUGGACUCAAAUAGUGUGUUUAAUACUGUGUUUAAAAGAACAUCUGCUAUGUUGUAAACUAUUCUUCCAUCAUGCACAUUGUUUGUACAGCUCUUAUAAGUUCAACGCCAAAAGUGUGGUUUGGAAAUGUGGUUGAUGUCAUGUUGUGUGACGGUGUAUAUUUGUAUGUAAGUAUGUAAAUGUUUUUCAACAAAUUGUAUUGUAAGUGAUAGUGUUGGAAAUAUCACUGCCAUUUAGUGCUUAAAGAAGCAUUCAUAUGACCAGUUAAUUGACAGAAUGUUAUUUUGGUUAAAAAAAGGUGAUAUUUAAUUAUUCAUUCUGUGGUUUCCUGUUUUUCUUCCAAUAUAUGUUGUUACUAAUGAGGUGUUUUAAAUAAGUACUGUCCAGUUCAGUAGAUAUACAGUAUCAACUCUUUGCACUUUCAAAAUGUGAGGUCCACUAGCAUCUAUUGUGAUUCAGGUAAGUGUAGUUAAUAAAUAUAUUUUAUUAUGAAUUAUAAUGUUUAGCCUACUUGUUCUCACUGUUCGUAAACAUCAUGUUGCCAACAUUGUACAUGGCUCCUUGCUUUGGUGGUGACUUGAAUUUUUCCAUUUUGUGUUUGCCUUCAUCAAAGAUAUAAUAUAAAUAUAAACCUCGAGUGA